UGCUUUGACGAUGGUAGCUUUAUAUCAUAUCUCUAACAAACUAGAUGUCUGCACCAACACUGCCACUCAAGCGCAGCUGAUGAACGAUAUCUCUAACAAACUAGAUGUCUGCACCAACACUGCCAAUCAAGCGCAGCUGAUGAACGAUGAAGUAUAUUGGAUUUUGUAUAACGGGACUUGCUACUAUUUCUCUGAAGAAAAGGAAGAUUGGGAAUCCAGCGAGAAACAGUGCGCCAUGAUGGGGGCGCAGCUCGCCGUGCUUUCUGAGAACCACAUACAUGAAAAUACAAAGCGCUUCAGUAAAUUUCCUGAUGAUUACUGGUGUGGGCUACACAGAGUAAAUACAGUAUGGCACUGGCUGAAUGAGCCCCUGAAAGAGAACGUCACAAUUUCUGAUUACCCGGAUAUGAAUUGUGGAUCAAUAGUACUCAAAGGCAAUGGUUAUAACGCAAAUGACUGCAACACCAAAAAACUAUUUGUCUGCACCAAAUCUGCAAAAGAGAGGAUAUACAUUAAAGAGUGACCUUAAAGACCAGUUUUCAUCACGGAUUCUCUGAAGAUGUUGACUGUUUUUCUAAAUGAAGGAAACCACUAUGAAGGAUUGAACUUCAUUUCUUCCGUUGCCUGAAAGACCUUAUUUUAUAUAUGUUUUUACUUUAGAUAUUUGGCACUAUGAGUAUUCUCAGUAUUCUUUGUCAAGAGGCCUUCUGGAAGCAUCACUGAUGCUCUUGAGCUUCUUGUUUGGAUAAACACACCAAAGCAGUCGUUAAACCAAUGACUUUUUGGUACCUGUACAUAAUAUGGGGCAAGAUUACAGCAGCCUGUUAGCUUCAGUGAUCUUUUUAUAUUCUAUAUAUUGUUCUGCUCCUGGAAUAUGUUUUACUUGGUUUGAUAGACAGAUUCUGGACUAGUACAAACUCCAGGUACAUAGUAAUAUAUCCAUCACUGCAUGUAAAAUAGAUCUAAGUACCUUAUUACUGCUAUUACCUUUUUGGAUACCUGUAUAAAGGGCAGGUCCCUAUAUCUUUUUAUCUUACCGCAAGACAAGUGUUACAAUUCAAUCACCAUUUGUGUAAUGUCCUUUACACUAUAGAGAACAAUAGAGAUAAAUGGUAUAGAGAGGAUGUAUCCUCUUCAAUGCUAAGGAUGUUAAUCUUCAUUGACCCUGGAACUUGGCAGAAGAGAUCAGCAUUGUUUAGGGGUAGUAAAGUUUUUAUAUAUAUUUAUUAUAUCACAGUCUGUCAUGUAGAUAAUUGUACUUGUGCAAGUAUGGUGGCCAACCCUCCUUAAUUUCCAGGGAUCUCCCUAGAACAUUGUCUUCCAAAUUUUUUUUACGACACGAAAAUCUUAAUUUCAAACAUAUAGGGCUAGAAUACAAGUGUAGCGCUAAUUUAUCAGAUCUCUGGUUAAAUUUUCUAAAUGUGCC
Molecule: messenger RNA, 1426 nt
Organism: Bombina bombina (fire-bellied toad)
Lineage: Eukaryota; Metazoa; Chordata; Amphibia; Anura; Bombinatoridae
Product: CD209 antigen-like protein E
Exons: 7
Coding region: 11-523 (170 amino acids)
Source: RefSeq, a predicted model, not a curated record